GAGUAACGCCCACAAAAUGGCGGCCGCGAGUUGGCGGACGGCGUCGGUGUCUUUCCCGCCGGCGGCGCGGGCUGAUCGCGGCUGAACGCCAGGUUCUAGUUCUUAGAACUCAGGAUGGAGCUGGGGAGGCUGGAGUAUCUGCAGGCCCUCGUCACCGAGUUCCAGGUGACAGACAGCCCAGAGGCCAAGCAGCAGGUGCUGGCCAACCUGGCCAACUUCGCCUACGACCCCAGGAACUACGAGUAUCUGCGGCAGCUCCAGGUGCUGGACCUGUUCCUCGACAUGCUGACGGAAGACAACGAGACCCUCGUGGAAUUUGCUAUGGGUGGUCUUUGCAACCUGUGCCUGGAUAAAACUAACAAAGACUAUAUCCUGGAGGCCAGUGGAGUAGAGCCCAUAAUAAAUUGCCUCUCCAGCUCCAAUGAAGAGACAGUCAUGUCAGCAGUCACAACCCUGAUGUAUCUGACAACACCGCAGUCAUGCCAGCAGACCACACCUCUCCCAGUGGUGGAGUGCAUGCUUCGCUUCUCUCUCUCAGCCAGCAGAAGGCUGAGCAAUCUGGCAACGGUCUUCCUGGAGGAUUACUGCACACCUCUGCAGGUGGAAGAGGCCAAGAACUUAAGCAAACACACAGCAGUAGGGAUUCCUCUCCCUAAGGACUGAAGCUGUCAGAGCAGCUUGAACCUGUUGAGACGGGCACCUCCCUGUUUUCUCAGGUCUCCCGCUAAGGCUCAGUAGGUCAGGAGUGUGAUGAGAACAAUAAAAGAAGGAAAUCAGACUAGCAUUGAAUUUUAGUUACUAUUGAAGAGGACAGUAGAGCACUGUAGCAAGCCAAGAACGCAGCUGAAACUGGAAGCAAAUAUUUUUAAAUAAAAAAGGCCAUGGCUGUUGGACAGCAGGUUGCUGAGUGCAGCUCAGCACCAGCUUGCAAGUCUAACCCUUUCUAACAGUUA
Messenger RNA from Centrocercus urophasianus (Greater sage-grouse), 953 nucleotides. It is a transcript of the gene ARMC7, whose product is annotated as armadillo repeat containing 7. The transcript is spliced from 3 exons. The coding region runs from base 115 to 663 and encodes 182 amino acids. Lineage: Eukaryota; Metazoa; Chordata; Aves; Galliformes; Phasianidae. Gene Ontology annotation, molecular function: protein binding. The record is from RefSeq and is a predicted model, not a curated record.